This is a messenger RNA of Penicillium samsonianum, 876 nucleotides long. RefSeq names its product putative esterase/lipase. The record is from RefSeq and is a predicted model, not a curated record. Lineage: Eukaryota; Fungi; Ascomycota; Eurotiomycetes; Eurotiales; Aspergillaceae. The transcript has a single exon. Gene Ontology annotation, molecular function: hydrolase activity. Bases 1 to 876 code for a protein of 291 amino acids.
AUGGAUAUUCUCAUGUAUUAUUAUAAUAAAUGUUUUGCAUUCAUCAUUCGAACAUUUAUGCGCGUUGCCAGAAGUGUAUCGGCCAAUCCAGAUGAAAUACGCCAUAUCAAAACCCGAGAUGCUGGCCGAACCAUCGCGGUUCAUCAGUAUCAGCCGUCCGGCUCAGGCCCAACACCCGUCCUCCUCAACUUUCAUGGAAGUGGCUUCGUGCUACCCCUCCAUGGCAGCGAUGAUGAGUUUUGUCGGCGAGUCAGUCAGGAAACCAAGCACACUGUCUUAGACGUCACCUAUCGUCUGGCACCAGAACACCCGUUCCCCGCCGCGCUGAACGAUGUGGAAGACGCCAUCAAAUAUGUGUUCACACGUCCAGAUGAAUUCGACCUGACUCGUGUAUCUAUAUCUGGAUUCAGUGCUGGGGGCAACCUCGCGCUGGCAGCUGCGUCAAACCUGUUCCCUCGCGAUACGUUCCGCUCCCUGCUAGCAAUCUAUCCUGUGACCGAUCUAAGCCCUGGCCCUGCUUCGAAGAUUGCCCCCGCACGUGGAGACUUUGCAAUUCCUCUUCCUGUCAUGCGCCUCUUCGACCGCUGCUAUAUACCCUCAUCCUUCGACAAGCGGGACCCGCGAAUUUCGCCGCUCUAUGCCCAGGCGGAUCGAUUCCCACGACGUGUCCUUAUGAUCACCGCAGAUGGCGAUACUCUUGCGCUUGAAGCAGAGGAACUGGCCCGGAAGAUCAAGGAAUUGCAAGGCUGGCAUGUGGUCAGCGAGCGCAUGCAGGGGUGUAGCCAUGGAUGGGAUAAGAGCACGAGGGUGGGAACUCGGCAAUACCAAGCUAAAGAGCGGGCGUACCAACUGGCAUUCGACAUGUUGAACGAGUAG